This is a messenger RNA of Solanum verrucosum, 740 nucleotides long. Its product is annotated as 17.5 kDa class I heat shock protein-like. The record is from RefSeq and is a predicted model, not a curated record. The transcript has 2 exons. The coding region runs from base 81 to 566 and encodes 161 amino acids. Gene Ontology annotation, biological process: response to heat; protein complex oligomerization; response to salt stress. Lineage: Eukaryota; Viridiplantae; Streptophyta; Magnoliopsida; Solanales; Solanaceae.
GAUAAUUCUACUAACUCCACAAAUCACAUUCAAUUUAUUUAGAUAUCUUAUAACUAGAAUUCCUUUUUUUUCGAUCAGCGAUGCGAUCCUCAAUUCAAAGAGAAACGAUAUCAAGAAGUGGUGAACAACAAGUUCAUGAUCCUUAUUUCAAUCACUAUGCACCGUUUUAUUCAAACAAUGUGUACGACCUUUUUGGUCGUGAUAAAGGUUGGAAUUAUAAUUUCCACGAAUUUUAUGACGAAAAUACUUCAAAAUUACCGUCCAAUCAGCUACCUGCAAAGCUGAUGAAAAUACAGCAUAAAGAAGCAAUAGAGGCACAUUUCUUCAGGUGUCAAUUGUAUGGCUACAAUGAAAGACAUGUCAAAAUACAGGUGGAUGACAAAGUAUUGACGAUUAGUGGGAGAAAAAGGUAUAAGAAAUUCUCCACAUCCUUUCAACUACCUGAGAAUUCUAUGCCUAAUUCUUUUCAGAAAUCAAUGAACAGAAUGGGAGUGGUCACUAUAACUGUUCCUAAGAUGGAAAUUAGGAGGAACAACCAAAGUCCUCUAUUAAUUAAUAUAAAUUAAUAAAUUUAAAAGGUUGAUAUAAUAUUAUCUCAAUUAUAAUUUAUAGUAUAGUAUAUAGUAUAAUAUUGUGGAAUGAGAAGUAAAAAUAACGAGAAAUUAAAAAGAAGUGAGUUUGGGUUAUGUUUGUGUAUUAUUAUUAGUAAUUACUACAUAAAUAAAAUGGUAUUUCUAUUU